Hibiscus syriacus is the source of this 614-nucleotide messenger RNA. RefSeq names its product auxin-responsive protein SAUR21-like. Gene Ontology annotation, biological process: response to auxin. Lineage: Eukaryota; Viridiplantae; Streptophyta; Magnoliopsida; Malvales; Malvaceae. The record is from RefSeq and is a predicted model, not a curated record. The transcript has a single exon. The coding region runs from base 128 to 430 and encodes 100 amino acids.
GCAUUUGCUCUUUAUAAGUACAGAUUCUAAUGGAGAGCUUCACCCCGUGCCAAAGCCUUUCCUAGAUACUUCUCUAAGUUCCAAUUCCACACCCUAAUUUACUUAUCUUAACAAUCUCACAAAAACCAUGGGUUUCCGCCUUCCAAGAAUUGUUAACGUUAAGCAGAGUCUGAAAUGGACUCUUUCAUCAUCGGCGAAGACAAUGGUGCCUAAAGGCCACUUUGUUGUUUAUGUUGGAGAAGAUGAAAAGAAGAGAUUUGUAGUCCCGAUAUCAUUACUGAAGCAUCCUUCAUUCCAGAAUUUGUUGAGUGAAGCUGAAGAAGAGUUUGGUUUCAAUCACCCUAUGGGUGCUUUGACAAUCCCUUGCAGCGAAGAAACUUUUGUUGAUCUCAUUUGCAUCCUGCAAAGCUCUUGGGAAGAAAUGGCAUGAAAAUUGGCUAACCAAGCAGAGAUUGACUGAUCUUUACCUCAACUGACACCACCAGAAUUUUAUUGUUUAGGAAGCAAGUGUGUAAGGCGGAUUGUUUUCUGCAAUCCCAUGCCCUUGUCAACUAUAUUAAUUUUUGUAACCAAAAUAUAAAUGACAUUUUUUUCAGAGGAAGCCUUUCGUUUCA